GAAUAAUAACGUAGGCAACGACAUAACAUUGCAACCGAUUCCUAUACCAGUUUCCUCCCCAUGCUAAUAAGUGUGAUAUAUUAUAUAUUUGCUUAUAUUUGUCCGGUUUUCUUUAUGAAUCAAUUUAUCAUUUUAUUUUUUAACAUAUUUUUUAUAAUUGAUAAUGAUUAAUUUAUUUAUUGUAAAUAUUUUAUUCCUCUUCUGCUUUUUAUCUAAUUCUUUUAUUUUGAAAAUUAUUGCUGGUUGAUAGUAAAAGUGUCAUGGCCACCGUGCUGUUGCUGUCCAAAUCCAUUUAUUUUUUUUACUCCAGUCGUUUACCGUCUGAAAUUUCUUCGUAAAACACAUGUUUUAUAAAUAAAUAAUAAUAGUUAAUCCGAAACAUGCUGUAAGGACAAAAUUUGGGUUGACACUUGGUCACCGAUACGUUUUGAAACCAGGAUGGUCCAAGGUAGAAGCGCAGAGCGUAGUGAACGUUUGGGUGUUGACGAACACGAAAGCAUUUCUGAUGGCGAGAUACCUGAUCCAAAACACACUGCGCUGCUGGAAGCAGUUUCACAGUUGGAUGGGAAACAAAGAGUCAGAGCACCCACACGUAGUGAACCUAGUCUUCAGGUGUCGGAGUUCCACCUGGUGGGCAGUGGCAGCAGUGGGAGCAGUAGAAUACGUGUUGCAGAACUUGCAAAAACACUGAAGAAGAAAAGCAGCCAUGUUGAAACAAGCCGUAAGGUCCAGUUGCUGCAGAGUAAACUAAAGACCUUGCCAAAACCUCUCGAGAAGAAUGUUUCGGAAAAGCUGCGGCGCUCUGUGGGUUUCGAGAAUGUGAAGACCGAACUUGCGAAGUGGGAGGCGAUCGUGGAAAGUCACCGUUCUGUGGACACCUUGACUUUUCCUCUGAGACGAGCUGAUGACCGCCCAACAUCUUCAAAUGCAUUCAUUGCAAAACUUAAAUCUCAGAAGCCAAAUGAACUGGAAGCCAAAGUUGCUGAAAUCCUAGCUGGAAGUCCAUGUGUUCAAGAAGAUGCUAAGGAACAAGAGGAGGAGUACCCUCUCAGUUUGGAAGAGUUGUUAGAGCACCGCAAAGAGAUGGCGAAAAUCAGAGCUUUAGAGUCAUACAAGGCUGUAAAAGCUGCCAGGCAGAAAAAAAUCAAGAGUAAAAAGUUCCACCGCUUGCAGAGGCGCGAGGGCGUGCGCAGGCAGAUCAAGAGCUUCGAGCAGCUCCAGAAGUGCGACCCGGAGGCGGCCCUGAGGCGCCUCGAGGAGCUGGAGAGGGGGCGGGCGGAGGAGAGGAUGACCCUGCGGCACCGCAGCACGGGUCAGUGGGCCCGCAGCAAGGCCGUCCGGGCCAAGUACGAUAAGGAGGCCCGACAGGUCCUCUCAGAACAGUUGGCCAUUAGCCGCGAGCUGACUCAAAAGGUCGGCAGAGAGGAAGACAGUGGCGUCGACAGCGAAACUGAAGUGCCUGAAGCAGACGAGCCAGAAGCCUCCACCGGUCCUGGCAACUCAAAAAAUCCGUGGAUGGUGAAAACUUCCUCAGAAAUUGACCAGUUUGUCAGUGGCUAUCGAAAAUUUUGGGAAGAGCAGAACAAAAGGAAGGCUCAAGUCGAGUCUGCAGGAAAGGAUGGGGCAGCAAGCUCGGAACAGCCCGAAAAUGUUGAUCCCGUGAGUCAAGCUAAAAGAAUCAAACUAAUGGAGAGUGUUGUGGAAAGAGUGGAGAUGUUAGAGAACAACCACAGUGUCGGAAAUGUAGAUGAAACUUGUGUUGACACACAGGCAAGUGAUGGGGAUGUACUUCAAGUAGAAGAGGUAACACAAAACAAAAGAGAUGACAAAAAGCUUCAAAGUAACAAGUGUGCCAGUGCAAGUAAAACUGGAAAGGAAAAAGUAAAUGGGAAAGUGGUGAAAAACUCAAAGCUCAAAAAAUUCAAUGAGCACGACGACUCUCGUGUCAUGAGUAAAAAGAAAAAAUUGAGUUUGGUUGGGAAAGAGCAAGCCAAGCUAACCGAUUCUACCACGAAGACACGGAACAUCACUAGCACAUCGUCGUCUUGGGUUGUAACAGCUGUUGACACUCCAGGUGAAGGUAAAAAACAACUUAAGAGUAAAAAUAAAUCAAAGCGAAGCAGGGACGUUUCAGGUGUUGAUGUUACCGAAACGGAGGCCACGAGCCAACUAGCGACGGAUGCUGAUGUGAAGCUUGACGACUUGUUCGAGGAGGCUGAGCAGCGGUUGAAACGGAGGAUCGAGGAGAAACUGAGUGCCCUGCAGGUUCGUGGAGAAGGGGAAACGAAGCGUGCGGAAGAACCAGCUGAAGCCGAUGCUGACGUGGCUGGACCGUCCCUGGAGAUGAAGAAGUCGGUCACGCGACCGGCGGUGGACGAGGAGCUCGGCGAGGUGCCCCACCGUCUCGGCGGCGGUCCAGCGGAGCCCGGCGAGGGAGACCUGGAAGAGCUGGCGGUCCAGCUGCGGGCGGAGAGGCUGGCCCCGCCGGCCCCCGCCAUCGACCCAAACAACUAUCUGCAAGCCAAGCCGAAGCACCUGAUGUCCCGGAUCCCAGACGUCAUGACGAGAGGGGACGGAGCGAUGGACGAUGACGAGGAGAAAGGAGUGGAGGAAGAUGAUGAAGCGGAACGAGAGAAGCUCAUCGCAGAGGCGUUUGCCGAUGAUGAUAUAGUCGCAGAGUUCAGAGAUGAAAAAGAAGACAUGAUUGAAAAGUCUAAACCUAAGGACAUUGACCUGACUCUGCCAGGUUGGGGAGCAUGGGGCGGACCUAACAUUGAAGUGUCAAAGAGAAAAAAACGACGGUUCAUCCUAAAGGUUCCCAAGAAUGCUCCGCGGAGGGAUGACAAUAAAGGCAAUCUCAUCAUCAAUGAAGACAAGGAUACGAAAAUAAAGCAACACCAGGUGAGCGAUCUCCCAUUCCCAUUCGAACGGGUGCAAGACUUCGAAGCCAGCAUCCGCGCCCCAGUGGGGAGGAACUGGGUGCCAGAAAUGGCACAUCGCAAGAUGGUUCUUCCGGCAGUUCGGACCAAACUGGGAGCAGUCAUCGAGCCCAUGGAUGAGGACAUGUUGUUCAGGAAGAAGAAGAAAAGAGGGAAUAACAAGUACUAUCCAAUAUGAGUUUUUUUUUGUCAUGGCUGUAUAAAUGAAUGGCAUGCAGUGUUUGAAUUACAUACAAGUUUUGCCACAAUUCA
Molecule: messenger RNA, 3191 nt
Organism: Bacillus rossius redtenbacheri
Lineage: Eukaryota; Metazoa; Arthropoda; Insecta; Phasmatodea; Bacillidae
Product: U3 small nucleolar RNA-associated protein 14 homolog A
Exons: 10
Coding region: 439-3117 (892 amino acids)
Biological process (GO): rRNA processing
Cellular component (GO): nucleolus; small-subunit processome
Source: RefSeq, a predicted model, not a curated record